Messenger RNA from Hevea brasiliensis (rubber tree), 1969 nucleotides. RefSeq names its product beta-amylase 1, chloroplastic. Gene Ontology annotation, molecular function: beta-amylase activity. NCBI's taxonomy places the organism in Eukaryota, Viridiplantae, Streptophyta, Magnoliopsida, Malpighiales, Euphorbiaceae. Bases 160 to 1824 code for a protein of 554 amino acids. The record is from RefSeq and is a predicted model, not a curated record. The transcript has 4 exons. Gene Ontology annotation, biological process: polysaccharide catabolic process.
UUACAUACACUACCGUUAUAGACUACACUCACGCCCUUAAUAACUGACUCGUUUCAGUCCUCAUUCUCCAUCGUUUCAUUCUGUUUCUCUGCAAGAAACUGCCAUUUUUCUUCUUUCAGUUCCUUUCUCUAUCCUUCUAUUUUCUUGAAUAUCUUGUCAAUGGCGAUAGCGUCUCCGUCCACUCCAAGCUUCUCAGCUUCCUUCUGCUGCAAACGCGCUGAGUUCAAUCCUGUAUUUCGCUGCUUCUCCGUCGCUUUUACUCAUCGGAAUCUCCCGUUAACUCGUCGACUUGUCAUUUCUUCGCGUGUCCACUCAAAACCCUCGGAUGCUGGUGGCUCCGUUUCUCCUGACAACGGCGACGAGUUCAACGAGUACGAGAUGCCACAAGGAUUUGGAGCGGCGCAGCGAAGGAAGAAGGGAUCGUCGGUGUUCGUGAUGCUGCCGGUGGACAUAGUGGGAGUGGGAGGACAGGUGCGGAAAAAGAAGAUCAUGGUGCACUCGCUCAGAGCGCUGGCCGUGGCCGGGGUGGAGGGCGUGGUCAUUGAGUUGUGGUGGGGACUGGUGGAGAGGGACCAGCCUGGGGUUUACAACUGGCAACCUUAUUUGGAGCUUGUGGAGAUGGUGGAGAAGUGCGGCUUGAAGGUGAGAGUUGUCCUGGCCUUUCAUCAGAGAGGAAGCGGGCCUGAAGAUCCCAACUGGAUUUCACUCCCUCCUUGGGUGCUUAAUGAGAUUGACAAAAAUCCAGAUUUAGCUUACUCUGAUAGAUUGGGAAGAAGAAGUACUGAAUAUAUUUCCCUAGGAUGUGAUACUCUUCCUGUUUUAAGGGGACGAUCACCAGUCCAAGCAUAUGCCGAUUUUAUGAGGAACUUCAGAGAUACUUUUAGGCCUCUACUCGGUGAAAUCAUUAUGGGAGUCCAAGUUGGGAUGGGUCCUGCAGGUGAACUGAGAUAUCCUUUCUGCCCACCAGAGAAGCUAAAACAGGCGUGGCGAUCAGGUGAACUUGGAGAGUUUCACUGCUAUGAUAAGUACAUACUUGCAUCUCUGAAUGCUUGUGCUGGUGAAGCUGGAAUGCUGCGUGAAUGGGGAAAUGGAGGUCCAAUUGGUGUUAGUAGUUUGAUAAAUGAUCCUGAGAAUACUGAAUUUUUCAGAAGUCAUGACAGAACUUGGAAUAAACCGAAUGGAAAAUUUUUCCUUGAAUGGUACUCAGGGAUGUUGCUGCUUCAUGGGCAAAGGAUAUGUAUGGAUGUUGAGAACAUUUUUCGGGGUAUUGACAUUAAUACCUCUGCCAAAGUGGCUGUGAUACACUGGCAUUAUGGCACACAGUCUCAUCCAUCUGAGUUAACAGCUGGCUACUACAAUACUUCCACCAGAGAUGGGUACCUACCAAUUGCUCAGAUGUUCAGUAGGUAUCGGUUCACCAUGUGCUGUGCAGGUUUUGAAAUGCAAGAUGUGGAAGAGAAUCCUCUGAACCAAGUAAGUAGUCCAGGGGGUUUUCUUAAAAAGCUUUUAUGGGCUGCUAGGAUUUGUCGUGUCCCCUUGGAAGGCGAAAAUUCAACUGCUAUUUGGGAUGAUAAAUCGUUUCAACAGGUGCUAAAAAUGAGAAGGUUCUACUCGUAUGGUCUGAAAAGACCCUCCUUUUCUUUCAACUUUGUGAGGAUGGAAAAGAACAUGUUUGAACAACGUAACUGGGUUCGAUUUAGUAAUUUUGUAAGGAAAAUGUCAGAUGAUAAACUUUUUCUAGCCAAUUUAGGUUUUGGUGAUGAUAUGCAACUGUCUUUGAUGUCAGAUGAUGCAAAAUUUGGGGAAAGGUUUGCAGCUUGUUAAGGAAGCUCCAUUCCAUUUCCUCUACCAAGGCAAAUCUUAUACUUUGACCACCAUCAUUUGAAGUGUAUACCUUAUAGUAGUACAUAAUUCAAUGAUCUCUGUUCUUGUUGCGAAAUGUGUAGUAAAUGCCUCAUUUUUUUCACUA